Molecule: messenger RNA, 2919 nt
Organism: Chenopodium quinoa (quinoa)
Lineage: Eukaryota; Viridiplantae; Streptophyta; Magnoliopsida; Caryophyllales; Amaranthaceae
Product: UDP-glucose 6-dehydrogenase 1-like
Exons: 3
Coding region: 1605-2675 (356 amino acids)
Molecular function (GO): UDP-glucose 6-dehydrogenase activity; NAD binding
Source: RefSeq, a predicted model, not a curated record
CUCCAUAAUUUGAUCCAUUUAUAUAUCUAGUAAUUGCACAUGACGAAGACAUAAUACCUUCAAGUGGGUCUGGUAUGGAUUUUAGAGUAAACUCGCCCCAUUACCGUCUCAUACCUGCCUUAUACUACUUUUCGAAGGUUGAUACAAGCUUGGAAGAGCUUAGAAUCUAGACUAUAAUAAUAUAAAAUAUUUAUUAAUAAAAUUAACGUCGUUUAUUAGAAAUAAUAAUUCUUCAUAUUAAUGUCAUUAUGGUAGCGCGUAUGGAUAUCCAAAUGGGUGGUGGGGCGGAGAUGAAUAUUAACUUGUACCCGGCGGGGCGGGUGUGGAUGUGGAAAAUUGUACCCGCCAUGGAUGGUGGGGUUGGGAUGGGUACAAGAUUUUUAGGCGGGUAUGGGAUUGGAGGCACCAUCCUCUGCAUCUGACCCGCCCCAUUGUUAUCCCUAGGAGCAGGGAAGGGUAGGGGCGGAAAAGGGAGAGAGGAUGGGGUUUUUCGAGGGUACGGAGGUUGGGGUCGGGACGGGGAAGGAGUUUUUUACUUUUUUGAGGGUCAGGGUGGAGGUGAGUCGGCGAUUCAGGGAGAAGAGGGUGGGUGGCCGGUGUAGCGCUCCGGCGCCAGUGGGCAAGUAUAGGAGUCGGGCUGGUGGAGAUGGCAGUCGUGGAGGGUGGUUGGACUAGUGGUGGGAGUUGUUUUUUAAUUAAUCAAAUGACAAUUUUUAAGUUUUUCUUUUAAAAUAAAAUUAUGAUUUUAUUUUUUUUAUCAAUCAAAUGCCGACACUUGUCACGUAACUUUCUUUAACAAGUUAAAUGACCGGUUGUGACCAUUUAAAACUAACUGGCAUUAAAGGUCAGAUUAUUUAAAACUAAUCAAAAUGUAAAUUAUUUUAGAUGAACGAGGCAAAAGCCGAAUUAUAGCUAGCAAUUUUUCCUUUAUUAUACUCCGUAUCUAAAACUUUAGGAAUUACGAAGUACUUAAUUAGAAGCUGGGCCCUGGGCUUCGGUAGCACUCUUUGGCGUGCCGUGGUCAGCAAGCUAAAACGAGACUAGCUAUUUCUCUCCCUUGCAAAAAAAAAAAAAAAAACAGAAAAAAAAAAAGUUAAAACGAGACAAGAAACUAAGGCUAAGCCAAGUACAACAGAGACGCAAUUUCGGAAGAUCAGAGGGUAGAGCAGCAAAAAAAAAUGAGUGAUAUGAACGAUUCUUCUGAUUAAGAUCAAGAUUUCUCCGACGAUGUAGGUAAUCCUAGUGGUGGUCCUGAUGAUGAAGAUGUUACACCACCUCCCGUGUCGGAAGAUAUAGAAAGAAUAUGUUGUAUAGGUGGAGGAAGGGUUGGAGUUUUAAGUAUGAUGGUGCUUGCUCACUAUUGGCACGAUAAACAUUUCGUUGUUUUGGAUAAGGAUGUUGAGAAGACUAAUGAUAUGAAUGGUAUCAAUGAUGAAAAUGAGAGAGUUAUGCCUUUUUCUGAGCCUGAUAUUUAUAUCUUAACGAAGGUAUUGACAGGGCAAAUCUACAUUUUAGCUCCAAUAUUGAUCAAGAACUUGAUCUAUGUCAAUUGAUUUUUAUUGCGGUUGACAUUCCUCUCAAGAUAAAGCCCAAAGUACUCAAGAAUGACUUGGACAUCAAGAACUUUGAUGAUGCUAUCAAGAGCAUACUCCAAUCAAUCGAUAGAAUACACUGGUAGGAAGUAUGUAGCUAUCAAAUCUACUGUACCAGUUGACUAUAAAUCAAACAUUGCAAACCACAUUCGUGGGUUUAACAAUGCUAGGCAUCUUAGCGUCAUCACAAACCCGGAGUUCUUUUCUGUUGGCACCGCUGUUCAAGAUUUGCUACAUCCUCAGAAGGUGGUAUUAGGUGACUUUUACGAAGGUCACAAUAGUUUAAUUCUUUUUAAGGAUUUGUAUGCAGGAGUGGUCAAUGUUGAUAAUAUCGAAAUCAUUGGUUCACAAUCUUCUGUGCAAAUAGGGAAGUUAUUAUCUAAUGCAGUUCUUGCAGCUCAGUUAACACUUAUGAAUAUAGGAUCUACCUUAUGUGAAAAGGUCGGCUCAAAUUUCGAUGAUGUGAGAAGCACCAUAACUGCAAACUCAAGAUUGAAUCAGGAUUUUAUCAAUUCGAGACCGGGUUAUGGAAGUAUGGGUUUGACAAAAGACAUAGAUUAUUUGGCAUAUUUAUGUGAAUAUGUAGGGAUGACAAAUGAAAAGAAGUUUUUUACAAUGAUUAGUGAGAUGAGGAGAAGAAUGAUGGAUGAAUUAGUACAGACUGUUUCACACAUGAUCGGAGGCUCUUUGAAUAUAGCUAUAUAUGGAUUUUCUAAUAAAGUGGAUUUAGAUGACAUCAGAGAAUCACCUGCAAUUUACAUUUGUCGAUCGUUGUUGAAGAUUAAUGGUAUUCGUCUGAAAAUAUUUGAUCCAUUAGUUUCUGAAAAUACGAUCCUGAAAUGUUUUGCUCCUAGAGAGAGAAAUCGAAUAUUGGUUGCUGAUAACAUAGAAGGUGCUUGGGAUGUUGAAGCAAUGGUCUUCUUAGUUGAAUGGCCAAUGUUUGCUACUAUGUUGGAGGAACAACGCGAUGAGCUAGUUAUCACAAUGAGAAGGCCAGCCUUUAUCUUUGAUUGCUGUGAUUUGAUUGUCGAUGUGAAUGGUUUUGAUCAUAUUCAGAUCUACCGAUUAGGAACACCUAUAUAAUAUGCUCGUGAGGUGAAGGUGAAGGUGAAGGUGAUAGUGAUGAGUUUUGAUGAUGAUUGAGAUGAUAGAUGAUGGGGGGAAGCAGGGGAUCAAAUCUCCAUUUCACACGCUCUUUUGAGUUAGAUUAAAUGUUAAUGGUUUUGUAAUGAAAUUGGGUUAAUUUUAGUUUGAGUAUUGAAACUUUAGUACUGUAAUAUGAUUUUGCCUUGAUUUUGAACAUCUCUUAAUUCAUACUUUUGCUCUA